This is a messenger RNA of Penicillium argentinense, 1176 nucleotides long. RefSeq lists its product as uncharacterized. The record is from RefSeq and is a predicted model, not a curated record. The transcript is spliced from 2 exons. NCBI's taxonomy places the organism in Eukaryota, Fungi, Ascomycota, Eurotiomycetes, Eurotiales, Aspergillaceae. The coding region runs from base 1 to 1176 and encodes 391 amino acids.
AUGACGCCCUUUUUCGGACGGGUUCGCGCCGCAGUCUCGCGUAGAGGAAAGCGAGCAUAUUCCUUCAACCUGGAGCCGAAGGAGUCGCCCUGGAAACGUCUACCAGACAACGUCUUCGUAGCACUUGUCGCCUACUGUAGGGUCAAUGACAUUGCUGCGUUGGCGUUGACCUGCCGAUUACUGCACCACCGAAUUUCAAUGAAUGAGAUUCUGAUCGCGCAGACAUACCUUGGUCUCCGCAAACAAGCUCGGUUACGAGAAGACGAAGAUGAUGCCGAUGUUUCGCCGGGAGAUGAGCUGACCUUCAUUUCGGAACUGUUUCCGCCCCCGCCACCGCACUACGCACUGAGCGAGCGUCACGACGACGCCGAAUAUUCGCUGGCCUAUAUUUCCGACCUUGAGCGAUGCUGGACAACCUGCAUCCAGCUAUCCUAUCAUUUGGCCGAUCAUGCCGUUAGGCAUCACCUCGAAACAGACGCCAUUGCCCGCGAGCUCUGGUCUUGGAAGAAGACGGAGAAGGAAUAUGUGUAUAGCAAAGCCGUGGAGGCGACUCAGGCGAAGCUUCUGCAUCCUUUGGCCUAUGCAAUCUUCUUCCUCGAAUCAUCAGCUUCCGACGAUUCGGCAUCGAACUGGUCGGACCAAACUACGGAUCUCUCUGUUUCGAUCGGCCAUCAGCAGUCCAUCCUUCAAAGACCACCAUUUAACGACACCCAGAUCCUCAUCACAGUUCAGCACUGCAUGCAACUUCUCUGCUCGACAGUCCGACGACUGAUGCAUCCCGAUUUCCCGUGCUCUUCCUCGGAAAGCUGGGUCAGUCUCCUCCUUCUGACAUCAACAUUGGAACGAAUCGUUCAAUUCUUCGCAGCCGUCGCAAAGGACGAAGCAAAGCAAAUGAAUGCAAAACACCCCUACUCCUCCCCUGGCUCGACCUGGUCCCAUCGCAAAGAAUUCAUGUGGCAAAUGCGUGACGACUUGAGUCAUUAUCUAGCGUCAAGCAGACCAUCCACGUCCGGAGGAGCGAAAGCCCAGCCUACACUCGACGACGUCUGGUUCGGCGCUGCCUAUCGCGAGUUGGUUGAACGGAGUGCCAUCCCGCAUUUGGCCGAAGAGCCAGUUCCUGUCCUUCACGGAUUGGGCAUCUCUUUACGAUGUAAACACUGCUUGGGAGAAGACUAG